This is a messenger RNA of Carassius auratus (goldfish), 2669 nucleotides long. It is a transcript of the gene dalrd3, whose product is annotated as DALR anticodon binding domain containing 3. The record is from RefSeq and is a predicted model, not a curated record. Gene Ontology annotation, molecular function: ATP binding; arginine-tRNA ligase activity; tRNA binding. The coding region runs from base 147 to 1823 and encodes 558 amino acids. The transcript is spliced from 13 exons. Lineage: Eukaryota; Metazoa; Chordata; Actinopteri; Cypriniformes; Cyprinidae. Gene Ontology annotation, biological process: tRNA C3-cytosine methylation; arginyl-tRNA aminoacylation.
ACAUUUUUGUUAACGUUCCGGUCCCCAUGCAUCUGUUUUGAUUGGCGAUCAAUCCGAGCACAGCACCGCAGUGCUGCUACAGUCAAUCUCAGUAACAUCCCUCCAGUCCGGCCACUAAAAACAAUGUCAACAUACUGAGCCUAAUUAUGGAGGAAGCCGUGCCAUUUAGCAUCGUGUCCACCGUCAAAGCGUUGAGCGGCGCGUUGAGGAGAGAUGCUGAACAUGAAGCCGAGAUCAGCCGCGAGCGAGAGAAGCUCUGGUUCAAGGAGAGCAGCGGAAAAAACCUGAGAAAUCGUGACUUCUUGUCACCCAACACGGUUCUAACGACGCUGUACGCCGGCGGAGAGGUUCCCUCUGAUGUUCUCAGUGGUAUUCGCUCUCUUCAUGGCAGCGGCGUAUUGCCGAUAGGAGCCACUGAGGUGACACCAGAAGGCCUGCGUGUGUGUGUGGAUCGCUGUGCAGCAUUCAGAGGUGUUUUAUGUGGAAUAACACCAUAUCUGAGACCUGCUGCUCAGAGACAGGGCUGUGUCCUCAUCAACUGCCCUGCUCUCCACACCAAACAAACAGUGCCAUCUCCCGAUACACUAGCUCUGGGGCAGCUUCGGACCGUUCUCAUUGCUGACCACCUCGGAGCUCAGCUCAGAAGACAAGGGUACACUGUGUCCUUUUGUCCAGCCUUGCCACAGGACAGUGACAUUGUCAACUUUCUGAAAACGCUAGGCAUUGAUUGGCCGACGGUCCCUGUCAGCUGGACCAAUGAGGACAGGGAGGAGAAAAUUAAAAAAGCUUUAGAGAACUCAACCUACAGAGACAGAGAGAUGGAGAGAGGAAAAAGGAGAAGCAGAGGCGAGGAAAUAGAGGGAGAGAGAAGAGGGAUUAAAGAGGAAGUUAGGAUAAACCUUAAACAAGUGGUACAGGACGACAACCUUCAGGGGUAUGAUCCCAGUCUUGGCACUUGCACAGUGCAGAGAGAAGCUUUGUGUCAUCUGGCCCAGCUGGACAGUGCUGCCACAGAUUUCCCUAUCUCUUCAACGACAGCCCUGCAUGUCACUUCCUGUCAGGAUGAGUUUCGUCAGCAGCAAACAGCCAUGUUGUGGAGAGCGGCGGGUGCAACGGCAGUGCAGAGAUUGGUGAUUUGUGGUCCUGUUAAAACUCCUGGAAUUCAGAUGAAUGCAGCUCAGUAUCUUCAGUUAAGAAAAGCUCAGAUGAAAGAGGCCUCAGAAAUGAAGUAUGGAGACCAAGUUGAAGGUCAGACAUGGGAUGACAUAAUUAGAGUCAUGACCUCGGCCACAGUGAGGUUUGAACUGCUUUCCACAGUGCACACAAGUCCGGUGACCUUAGAUGUUCAGCGGGACAGUGGUGUGUCCACAAAGGGCCCCAGGGGUGGAGUCUUUGUCAUGUACAACUGCGCUCGUCUUCACACACUUUUCAGCAGCUAUGAGAAAGGGGUGGAGCAAGGUCUUUAUCCAGAAAUUCCUGGAGGCAUAGAGCUGGACUUUUCUGCCCUAAAAGAGGAGGGGGAGUGGCUUCUUCUCUUCAAUUACCUCAUUCCAUUCUCUGAGUUGCUGGACCAAUCGGGACAGAUCCUGGAGCAUGAAGGCAGCACAGCCAGAGUGAAUUUAAGGACUGAACAGGUGUGCAGAUUCUUGGUGUCUCUCAGUAAAGAUUUUAGCUCCUACUACAACAGAGUUCACAUCCUUGGGGAGCCCCUGCCUCAUCUUUUUAAUCAGAUGUUUUGUCGUUUAUUGCUGCUGAGAGCAUUAAGAGAACUUUACCACAGUGCCCUAGACUCCCUUAACCUUCCCCCAAUACCCCAACUAUAGCAUCUCCACUGCAGACAUUAUACACAAACAGCAACAAAUUCUCUCCCUUAACAGCCAGCACUCUUCCAUUUCCUUAGUUAUUACACCUUAGAUACCUUCCUCAUAGCCAUAAUUGCCUGACCAUAUUGUCUGAAUAGCCCCUAAUAGCCAUACAAAAGGCAGGACAGACCCCAUAAAUCUGUCGCUCCUCACCCUUUCAUCCAGUAAAUAAUUAUUAAGUCGCCCUUAAAAUGUCAACAGAAUAUGCUUUCUUUCACAGUGAAUUGAAAUCCUCCUGCAUGAGUAUUUAUUCUGUGUAAUAAUGUUUCAUUGGUGUAAGUGCCCAGCUCUAUUUGUUCAACACUGAACACUUAUUUACAGCACAUCACCGUUGUUCUUACAGUCUGAUAGAUGCACACACAAAGUAUCUGUCACCACUGUUUUUGAUUAGGAAUCAUGUCUGCAUGGUUUGCGAUCAUUUGGUAUUCCUGAAAUGUCAUGAUUUGGGAUGCUACUUCUUUUAAUAUGAAUAUAGUCUGUAUAUCUGUACCAAAUAUAAAGUCUUAAUUCUUGAGUUCCCCUCAGUGUCCCUCACUGUAUAUGCCACUGUAAGUGUACAGGUGUAGUACUGAUAUACCUCUUGUGCCAUAUAUUUCAGAUGCGUCGGUACUCUCACUGUGUCUGGAGUUUUCACAGAGCUGUGCCAUACGCCACACAGUAUUCAAAGCCCUGAGAGUUAAUAAACACGUUUAGAGUGACUGUGUAACAUUCUCACCUUUCAAGGUUUUUGUUAGUGGUGAUUUCACUCAAUGUAUUUAAAAAGCAGCAUCCCGCAGAGACUUCAUUAUUAAAAGAGUGUCAACCUCU